AUGUCCUUCUCGACGCUCCAUUUACAAACGAAUCGAAUUUAUUCCAGAAAAAGAAGUGUGCAAUCUGUGGAAAACUAUAACGACUCAUGUCCACUUCUCGAAGCAGACGAAAGACACAUUAGUCAUCUCCAGUCUGAGCACAUUCAAGACGUUCGACAUAUUGACGAUGGUGUACUUUAUGCGAAGAAAAGUUUUAUAAAACGCAUACAAAGCCAUAAAAACCGUCUCAUGCAGCGUUUUCUUGUGGCGUGUCGUUUAGCUGACCCACCGAGGGAUCAGUUGUUUAAUAAGACUCAAGCAAGCAAUCGUCUGGAAAUGAAGCAACUAUUAAGAAUUCGUAAUAGCCUUCAUAACCAUUCGCAAAGCGUCGUCGAUCUAUCAGAAACGUUGCUAUCCAACUCAACGCAUGUUUCGAAAGAUUAUGAUUUGGGUGUCAACAUUCAGAAUAGCUCACUAGCGUUUCGUGAUCAAGCGGCAAAGGAAAUACUAGAAAAGAUUAAUUAUCGCAUUGCCGAGCUCAAGCGGAUUGACUUACUUAUCGAAGAUCGGGCCAAACUGGUGCUAGACAUCGAGUACGCAAAACGGGCGCUACUGCUGGAGCAUCAAAGAGGAAAUGUGACUCGUAUCGCAGAGCGGAGGCAAGCGCUUGAAGCUGCUCAGUGUCAUUGCGAGCAGUCGACACGUUUUAUCUCAGACCAAUUGAAAUGCAUGCGACUCAUUCGAGAUACUGAAGUUCUUGGGCUUUUCCAGGAGUACGCACUGCUAGUAGUGAAGUUUUUCGAAGGUGUAAAUCGCUGA
Messenger RNA from Plasmopara halstedii, 798 nucleotides. RefSeq lists its product as uncharacterized. Bases 1 to 798 code for a protein of 265 amino acids. Lineage: Eukaryota; Oomycota; Peronosporomycetes; Peronosporales; Peronosporaceae. The transcript is spliced from 6 exons. The record is from RefSeq and is a predicted model, not a curated record.